AUGCCGAUGUUUGGCAAGGGCGCUAUUGCUGCUCUGGUAGCUAGCAAUCCUCUCUUUCACCCCAAUGGCGAAGUCAGCCCACCUGGUUCCAGUGGCUUUCCAGGAAGCCGACUUCCAAACUUCCUCACAGAUAAUCCCAUGCCACAAGGCUUUGAAGUUCCCUGGGGCGGUAAGACGGCGAAUAAUACCAAUUACUACGAGUCUUGGCCAGAUACUGGCGUGACAAGGACGUAUACAUUCAAUAUCUCACUAGGGAAUUGCGACCCGGAUGGCGUGCCGAUGAAGUGUGUCCUGGUCAACAAUGAGUUUCCCGGGCCUAUGAUUGAGGCGAAUUGGGGGGAUAUGAUUGAGGUUACGGUCAAUAACAAUCUGGUUGAGGGCACGGCUAUUCACUUUCAUGGUUUCCUGCAGAAGGGGUCGCAGUGGAUGGAUGGGGUGCCGGGGAUUAGUCAGUGUCCUGUGGCGCCUGGGAAGACGUUUGUCUACAAGACGAGGGCAGAGUUGUAUGGGUCUGCAUUUUACCAUUCGCACUACGACUCGCAGUCAGCGAACGGAUUCUAUGGUCCGAUUGUGGUGUAUGGGCCUACCAACGCACCCUACGACGCAGAUCUUGGCCCGAUCAUGCUGGGUGACUGGGUACACACAUACUACCACGACCUCGUCGACGAACUCAUGGCACCUUUCCCCAAUGCGAAAAUCCCAGCCUCGCAGAACGUCCUCAUCAAUGGCCUGAACCCCUACUACGGCGCCAAAUCUCCUAUCACGAAAUUCUCAGUCCACUCCGGAAAACGUUACCGCCUCCGUCUCAUCAGCACAGCCUGCUCCGCGACGCAAAAGUUCACAAUCGACGACCACACCUUCCUCGUCAUCUCCAACGACUUCGUCCCCGUCGUGCCCUACGAAACAGACCACAUCACCCUCACAGUCGGCCAACGCAGCGACGUCAUCGUCCUCUUCGACAAACCCCCCACAACCUCCAUCUGGAUGCGCUCCUACAUAGCCCCCUGCAGCGAAGCCGAAGGCCAAACCGAAGCAAAAGCCGCCAUCUUCUACGAAAACGCCAAUACCAACACGCUCCCCCUCUCGUCGCCAGGUCCGAACGCAUAUAAUACCUACUGCGGCAACGAGGACCUAGCCUUGACGAAACCUUACUAUCCCAUCGCCCCGCCGGCUCCAGAGUCGGGGUAUAGCGAGGUCAUCCCGAUCUCUGCGCAGACGAAUGGGACGCAUUUGUUGUGGUAUAUGCGCGGCCGGACGUUCAGGACAAAUUACAACGAUCCCAUCCUCCUCUCCUCGCGCUCCGGUAACCUGGACUUCCCCGCCAUCGCUAAUGUGCACAAUUACGGCUCCAACAGCAGUAUCCUGUUCGUCGUCGAGAAUACGGGGCCGAUGCCGCAUCCGAUGCAUCUUCAUGGGCAUAAUAUGUUUGUCCUAGCGGAGGGGGAGUGUAGAGAUAAUAAUUUUGUGUUUAAUCGCACAGAUGGCAAGCCGGAGGCGAAUAUUGAGUUUCCGGAGUAUGAGUAUGGCAAUUGCUGGGAUGGACAUGUCACGAAUAGGGAGAACCCGCAGAGGAGGGAUGUGCAGAUGUUGAUGCCCGGAGGGUAUAUUGUGGUGCAGUGGGUGCAGGAUAAUCCGGGGGUUUGGCCGUUUCAUUGUCAUCUCACGUGGCAUGCUGCUGCGGGUUUCGUGUGGAAUGUUUUGGAGAGGCCGGAUGAUAUUAAGCAGAUGGAAAUACCGGAUGCUAUGGCGGAGACGUGUACGGACUGGGCGGCGUGGACGGGAGAGAAUGUGGUUGAUCAGAUUGAUGAUGGGUUGAAGGUGUGA
Molecule: messenger RNA, 1824 nt
Organism: Fulvia fulva
Lineage: Eukaryota; Fungi; Ascomycota; Dothideomycetes; Mycosphaerellales; Mycosphaerellaceae
Product: oxidoreductase ptaK
Exons: 3
Coding region: 1-1824 (607 amino acids)
Molecular function (GO): copper ion binding; oxidoreductase activity
Source: RefSeq, a predicted model, not a curated record